Gloeophyllum trabeum ATCC 11539 is the source of this 1040-nucleotide messenger RNA. Its product is annotated as aquaporin-like protein. The transcript has 9 exons. The coding region runs from base 21 to 1040 and encodes 339 amino acids. Gene Ontology annotation, cellular component: plasma membrane. The record is from RefSeq and is a predicted model, not a curated record. Gene Ontology annotation, biological process: water transport; glycerol transmembrane transport. Gene Ontology annotation, molecular function: water channel activity; glycerol channel activity. Lineage: Eukaryota; Fungi; Basidiomycota; Agaricomycetes; Gloeophyllales; Gloeophyllaceae.
CCCCCACCCCGUCCCCCGCCAUGCCCAUUGUUGCUGGGAAGCUCCGUCGCGCAGACAUACACCCCCGCGGGCGCGCCUUGAAGCUCUGGGAGAGGCAGCGGCGCAAGAACGUCCACUGGCUGAUGGAGUGUUUCGCCGAAGCACUCGGCGUCUUCUUCUACGUCUUCGCUGGUGUCGGAUCGCAGGCAGGCUUCGUCCUCGGCGGCCUCACCGACCAAGCCGGCGUCUCCUCGAUCCUCCAAGUCGGCUUUGCCUACUCCAUCGGCAUCGUCCUCGCCCUGGUCGUCUGCGCCCCGACCUCCGGCGGCCACUUCAACCCCGCCAUGACCAUCACCGCCGCCGUCUUCCGCGGCUUCCCCUGGAAGAAGGUCCCUCGCUACAUCAUCUCCCAGAUCCUCGGCGGCUACAUCGCCUGCCUGAUCAUCUACGUCCAGUACCGCGCGCAGAUCCAGGAAGUCUCCGCGGCGCUGCUCGCCAAGGGCGCGCUCGACGCGGUCAACUUCACGCCCGCCGGGCCCGCGGGCAUCUUCGGCAUGUACGUCGCGCCCGGCAGCAACCUCGGCUCCGUCUUCCUCAACGAGUUCGUCUGCGACUUUGUGAUCGGCAUCACCAUCUGGACGUGCCUCGACCCGACCAACUUCCUCGCGCCGCCCGCCGCCAUCCCGUGGAUCAUCGCGCUCGCCUACGGCGUCUGCAUCUGGGGCUACGCGCCCGUCGGCCUCGCGGCGAACACCGCGCGCGACAUGGGCGGCCGCCUGCUCGUGCUCACGAUCUGGGGCACCAAAGCCGCGGGCGGGCGCUACGCGGCCAUCGCCGCGCUCACCAACAUCCCCAGCACGCUCUUCGCCGCCGCCGUCUACGAGCUCUUCCUCGCCGACUCGAACCGCAUCGUGCCGGACGCGCACAGGGAGUUUGUCGAGUGCCACAUGGCGCACCACGCCGAGGAGGACGACGACGACGACGAGCUCGUGCGCCGGCGGCGCUCCGCGUCGUCCUCGUCCGGCGUGGACGUAAAGGAGGUCACGGAGCUCAACCCAUGA